AGGACAGCAACUUGCAGAGUUGGUUCGUGCUGUGUUUGGGAGCUCCCUGCCCUUGAGAGAGUUAAACUGAAAGUGAGUCUGUGCUUGUCUGCUGCUGACAGCCUCCUGGUCCCUCCCUCUCGGUGAUCACCUGUAGCUGAGAGCGAGAGAGAGGGGGGCUCAGGCACUGAAGGUGCAGCCUGUCUAUACUGGCCUCUGGGCAGUGGACAAUGGCACUGCCUCUGGCCGGAGCCCACUGUCCCAGCUCCCACUGACCGACUGAGCUGCUGACUGCCCGGGAGCUCUCCCCCCUUCCGCCGCUCUGACACAGCUUUCGCUUCCAGUGUUUCUCAUUCUUCCUUCUCUCUGUCUCUGGACCUGCCAUGCCUCGCAAAAAGAGUUCUCAUGUGAGACAGGCGAGCAGCGAGCUGCCCACCGGAGCCCCGAAAUCCCCCCUUCGCCGAUCCAGAUCCUACAGUGAUGUCCACGACCUGACCUACAAGGUCAUGUUAAUUGGAGACUCUGGCGUGGGCAAGACUUGCUUCCUGGUCCAGUUCAAAGAUCAUGCUUUUUUAGCGGGAAACUUCAUCGCCACAGUUGGAAUAGACUUCAGGAAUAAGGUGGUGGUUGUGGAUGGGGUCAAAGUCAAGCUACAGAUCUGGGACACAGCUGGACAGGAGAGGUUUCGCAGUGUCACUCAUGCUUACUACAGAGACGCUCAAGCACUGCUGCUGCUGUAUGAUAUCACGAGCAAGUCAUCGUUUGACAACAUCAGGGCCUGGUUAACCGAAGUACACGAAUAUGCACAACAGGACGUGGUCAUCAUGUUGCUAGGUAACAAGGCUGACAUAACCAGUGAGAGAGCCAUCAAGAGAGAAGAAGGCGAGAAAUUGGCCAGGGAAUAUGGAGUUCCUUUCAUAGAGACCAGUGCCAAAACUGGUAUCAAUGUUGAGCUGGCAUUUCUGGCUGUGGCUAAGGAGCUGAAACACAGAUCUGUCAAUCAACCCAACGAACCCAAAUUCCGAAUCGAUGAGUACAUCGAAUCUCAGCGGGAAAAAUCCAGCUGUUGUGGCUUUGAAUAAGGGGC
Messenger RNA from Chiloscyllium plagiosum (whitespotted bambooshark), 1066 nucleotides. Its product is annotated as ras-related protein Rab-37. NCBI's taxonomy places the organism in Eukaryota, Metazoa, Chordata, Chondrichthyes, Orectolobiformes, Hemiscylliidae. The record is from RefSeq and is a predicted model, not a curated record. Gene Ontology annotation, molecular function: GTPase activity; GTP binding.